AUGGAUGAACGCGCCGAUCGACAGCUCGAUGGGUACCAAGCAGGUCGAGCAAGUGUAAGCAGACAAGGAGAUGGACAACAACGUGAUCAGCUUGCCGGCAUGUCACAAGCACCAGCAAGCCACACACAAAGCAACGUGCUAGGUUCCCAUAGAGGUCAAACUGACAAUCGCCGCAAUGAGGAUCGUGAAGAGAGACACUCUACUACCCGCUCUCGGAGAACCAAUUCUCGUCGCCAAGCUACAGAAAAUCCCUCGCAAGCGCAGUCCACCAACAUGCCUCCUAGGCAGCGUAGACGAGAGGGUCGACCCUCGUAG
Molecule: messenger RNA, 315 nt
Organism: Prunus armeniaca (apricot)
Lineage: Eukaryota; Viridiplantae; Streptophyta; Magnoliopsida; Rosales; Rosaceae
Source: the annotation of a GenBank genome assembly